Molecule: messenger RNA, 1309 nt
Organism: Apis florea (little honeybee)
Lineage: Eukaryota; Metazoa; Arthropoda; Insecta; Hymenoptera; Apidae
Gene: Dtwd2
Product: DTW domain containing 2
Source: RefSeq, a predicted model, not a curated record
GGAAGAAUUAUCUUUAUAUAAAUAGCAUUUUUAUAGAGUCAAUACUAUCCUCUAUAUUGUUAAAUCUAUACUGUCAAUUAUUAACGUGUUCAAUAACUUAUUUUUAUUUUUAUAAUUCAUAAUUAGAUAAUGAAUGAAGAAACUGUGUGGCAAGAAUUAUCAGAAAUAUUUGCUGAUCCUCCUGAAACAAGAGAUAAAUGCUUACAGUGCAAGAGACCAGUACCAGUAUGUUGGUGUCCAGGGUUACCAAAACAUCCUAUAUGUCCUGCAUCAAAAAUAAUAAUUUUACAACAUCCAGCUGAAGCAAAACGUUGCUUAAGGACGGCACCUAUGCUUGCUCUAGGAUUAGAACCUGGAAAGUGUAUAAUUUACAGAGGGAAAAAAUUUCCACUUUCAAAACAUGAAGGCCUAACAGAAAUAUUAAAUGAUAAAAAUAGUAUAUUAUUAUAUCCAUCUCCAGAUGCCAUAGCACUUGAUAAAUUAAAUCCUGUUGGAAUUAAUGGACAGAAACCUUAUAAUCUUAUUUUAUUAGAUGGAACUUGGCCACAAGCAAAGGCAAUAUACCAUUCAAGUCCAGCGUUGUGUGUUUUACAAGCAUGUAAAUUAGUUGGAGUUCCAACAAGUGAAUAUGUUAUUAGAACACAACCAACUGAAGGUUGUUUAUCUACACUUGAAACUGGUGCAUUUGCACUUUCCAUUUUAGAAAAUGAUCCAGAAUUGAAAGAUAAAAUGCUUGGACCAUUACAUUAUCUUUGUCGAUUUCAACUAGAAAAUGGUGCUGUAACUCAUCAAAGUAAAGAAUUUUUAAUUAAACAGAAAGCUUAUCCAAAACUUAUAGGACGGAGAUUAGCUAAGCAAUUACGUAUGCUGCCAGAGGAAUCUACAUGACAUUUUUGAUUUAAUAGUUCUUAGAAAGUUGAUAUUUUAUAAGAAAUAUGUAAUUUUUAUAGCCAUAUUUUUGAAAAAUACAAAGAUACAAAUAAGAUAAACGAAUAACAUUUUUAAUUUAAAAGUAUAUUUUUAUAAAUAUUGCAGCAUGUUAUUUCAUAUUUUUUGACAAUAUACGAAAAUCAAAUUUCAUAUUUCCAUAUUGUGGUGCAAAACUAAAUGACCAUAAAACAGUACUUUGUUCUGUAACAUGUGUUAUAUCUUUAAAUAAAUGUACGCCUUGUCUUGUAAACGGAUCCCACGAUAUCCGGGUUCCAGAUUGUAUUUCUACGGUAGGUCCCGACGAUAUUGUGAUUUCAGAAUUCAAAUGCCAAUCAAUCCACAGAGCUACACCAUUACACAUUCCAUUCCUAAAUUUAAA